AACGGCACACAUUUCAUCGUCACCUGAAUUUUUCAAUAUCUGCUCUGUUUGUUAGUAUUUAGGGUUUUAUGUCUUUGUUUAUUUCUUUAGUUAUUUUAUACGAAAGGAUUGGUUCUGUUUCUCAGUCAAUCAACGUUUAAUUCAUGGUUGAAAGAAAAAUUAUGUAUUCAUCUAGAGGCACUGGUGCUUAUGGGCAGCCAACAUACGGUGGUCAAUCUGGUUAUGCCCAAAAUCUGGUAGCUGGAUAUGGUGGGGGAUCGGUUGGAGGGACUGAUGGAGGCUCUCAACAUUCCUUGGCUUCUAGGCAUUCAUCAUUGUUGAGUGCUUCUCAAGAAGCAGAUAUUGGUGGUUACAGAGGAGCUGCAGCACAUUAUGGGGGCCAAUAUGGGGCUAUCUAUGGCUCAUCUUCCAUGUCUGGCUCUCAACAGACACCCACAUUGAGCUCUAAAGGGACUGGACCAUCAGCUUUGGAAGGUCGUGGUGGCUAUACCUCAGCUUUGCCUGAUUCUCCAAAAUUUGCAGCUGCUGACUAUGUCCCAUCAUCUAGUCAUGGAUAUGGUCAUAAAAGCGAUCAAUUAUACGCCGAGAAGGUUCAUGAUUAUCCUGCGAUUGAGAGGCGUCAAUAUGGCGAACGACAAAGUGCAUUUAUGGGGAGGGAUAUUCAAAGUGAUCCAGCUGCAAGAUAUGCAGAUUCUGUUGGCUUUAGUCAUCAACAUCAGUCCCAGAUGUAUGAACGCAUUGAUCAGGCAUCAAUGCUUCGGCAAGAACAGUUGUUGAAAUCUCAAUCGGUGCAAUCUGCUUCUCUUGAAGGAACUUCCAGACAAGUUGAUUAUCUUGCAGCAAGAAGUGCUGCUAGUCGUCAUCCCACUCAAGAUCUUGUUUCUUAUGGAGGAAGAAUGGAUGCCGAACCCCGCAGUUCCUCAAUGCUUAAUGCUUCGUCAUAUAGUGGGCAACAUGCUCCAUCGAUAUUAGGCGCAGCUCCUCGGAGGAAUGUGGAUGAUCUUCUCUACACUCAGAGUUCGUCAAACCCUGGCUAUGGAGUUAGCUUGCCUCCUGGUAGGGAUUAUGGCGCUGGAAAAGGGCUUCAUGGGACAUCUCUUGAUUCAGAUUACCGCGGUGGUAACUUAAGGAAUGACGAGCGUAGGGAUGAUAGAGCUGGUUAUCUUCGAGAAUUCGAGCUAAGAGAGGAAGAGCGCCGCCGGGUGCUUUUGCGUGAGAGGGAGAAGGAAAGGGAAUGGAAGAAGGAAAGAGAACGGGAACGGGAACGAGAGCGAGAAAGAAAGCGUGAAAAGGAACUCAUUUUGGAGCGGCGUGAGAAAGACAGGAAGCGUCAACGCAAACGUGGACCCGAAAUUAGGCGUGAAAAAACUCCACCAAGAGUUUCAAAGGACAGACGCGGGCCUUCUUUGACAAAGGAUACUAGAAUCUCGCUGCGAGAUACACCAACUCGUGAAGCUUCACAUAGGCGUCACUCACCUGUUAAAGAAAAAAGAAGAGAAUACGUAUGCAAGAUUCACGCUUCCAGUUUGGUUGAUAUUGAGCGGGAUUUUUUGGCUUUAGAUAAGAAAUACCCCAGAUUAUUUAUAUCUCCAGAAUGCUUAAAGGUUAUUGUGAACUGGCCGAGGGAGAAUCUUAAACUUUCAAUCCACACACCUGUCAGUUUUGAGCAUGAUUUUGUUGAAGAUGAGGGUGUUACCGAGUUAAAAGAUGCUUCAUCAACUAAGAACUUGACUCAAAUUUUGAAAUCAGAGCAUGGUAACACUAUAUGGAAUGCAAAGAUAAUUUUGAUGAGUGGACUUACUAAGAAUGCAAUGGAGGAGCUUUCAUCUGAGAAAAGCUAUGAUGAUCGCCUACCGCAUUUGUGCAAUAUUCUUAGGUUUGCUAUCUUUAAAAAGGAUCGAUCUUUUAUGGCUAUUGGUGGUCCAUGGGACUCUGUUGAUGGUGGUGAUCCCUCAGUUGAUGAUUCUGUUUUAGUUCAAACAGCCCUCAGAUAUGCAAGGGAUGCAGCUCAAGUUGAUUUGAAGAAUUGCUGUAAUUGGAAUCGCUUUUUGGAGAUACACUAUGAUAGAUAUGGCAAGGACGGGUUCUUUAGCCACAAAGAGAUCACUGUUCUGUUUGUUCCAGAUUUGUCACAGUGCCUACCUUCAUUGGAUGCAUGGCGAGAGCAGUGGCUUGCUCAUAAAAAGGCCAUUGCUGAGAGGGAGCGUCAGCUUCAUUUAAGAAAAGAGAGGACCAAAGAGAAGGAAGGGCAGAAAGAUAAAGGGAUAAAAUUUUCAAAUGAUUCUAAAAUGGUGGACAAAUUAGAAAAAACCAAAGAGUCUGCAUCCUCAGGUGCCAAAAAUAAAGAGAAAGAUGGGAAAGGUAAAACUACUGUGCAAAAGGGGGAUGAUAAUGACAAGAACCUUGAGAAAAAGGAGGGGGCUGAAACAGGAGAGGAAGCAAAGAAUUCUGAGAAGAAAGAUCAGGUGGCUGUUUUAGGUACUCCGGCAGCUGGCACUGUUAAAACUGGAAGGAAGAAGAUAAUAAGGAGGAUUGUCAAACAGAAAGUCUCGAAUAAGACCACUGAAGCUGAGAGUACUGUGCCUAAUCAGAAUGAGUCUUUAGGUGGGAAGAAUGCUGGAGAGAGCAUUGAAAGAUCUGAGAUUUCUAAGGAGCAAACUGAUAGUUCUACUGAUCCUUCUGGAAUUAAGACUUUUGUGAGGAAAAAAGUUAUAAAGAAGGUUCCAGUGGGGAAAGCUGCUCAAAAAAAAGAUGAGGGUUUACAGCCGGAUGUUAAAGCUGAGAAGGAAAUGGACUCCACUGAAGAUAAAAUGAAGGAUAGUUCAGAUAUUAGCAAUACUGCAGGUCUACAAGGUACUAAUGUCAAAACAGCUAUAAAGAAGAAAAUAAUCAGAAGAGUAUUAAAAAGAAAAGUCACUAGUGCGGCACAAAAGAAUGAUAAAACAGUAGGUCAGGUAGGUAAUGAAUCAGAAAAUACGGAGAUAGGAAAAACAGGGGCAGAAAACAUGGCAAUUGAUGUUCAAAAUUCCGAAAAGAAAGUAAGUGCUUCGAAAUCACCACCUACGGAGAAGCAAGGUAGCUCGUCCAAUUCAAAUAUAACAGAAACCAAAGCUGCUAAGGAGGAUAACAAGGAUGGCAAGGAAUUUGAUGGCAACAAUGGCUCUAAAGUUGAUGGCAAGAAUGGUUCCAAAAUUGAUGGCAAGGCUGACAAGCAAAAACUUGCUCCGAAGGAAAACCAUGGAGCCAAGAGAGCAAAACCAAUGGAUGAGGAGAAGUCCAAGGAUAAUAAGAAGGAUAGAGAUGUAAAAGAUGGUUCUAAGAGCAAAUCCAAUGAGGAUGCAAAAGAAAAGAGAAUAAUUGAAGAACCUCCUAGACAUCCAGGAUUGAUUUUGCAUACGAAAGCAAACAAGGGAACUAAGCUGCGCUCAUUGUCCCUUUCACUUGACUCACUCUUGGGCUACACAGAUAAUGAUAUUGAGGAAUCAACAUUUGAGCUUUCAGUAUUCGCUGAAUCAUUUUAUGAAAUGCUUCAAUAUCAGAUGGGCUCUCGUAUUUUUACAUUCCUUCAGAAACUGCGCAUCCAAUUUGUGAAAAAAAGAAAUCAACGUAAGAGGCUGCGAGAGGAAAAGGAAGAGAAAGAUAAGGAGAGGAAAUUAUCUAGCAAACGCCUGAAGACUGCUGAGCUUCCCGUGAAAGAUAAUUCUGCUGACUCGGAUUUGUUGAAUGCAAAUCAGCCAGAGGACCCAAAAACUAAUGAUCAGAAGACAGUUAAGAAGGAAGAAGAUACUGUUAUUGAUAAGGUUGAUGAAACCGUUUCAGUUGAUGAAACAGAUUACGAGGAAGACCCAGAAGAAGAUCCUGAAGAAGAAGAUGAUGAUUUUGAUGAUGACUCAUCUAAUGAGAAAAAUGAAGAUGAGAAGAUGAAUCUGGAUGCUGAUCAUGAACCAGUGGCUGGUAAUGGAGAAGAAAAAUCAGAGAAAGAUACCAAGGAGACAAAAUGCGAAGACACAAAGCCCAAAUUGGAUGCUGAUUUGUCUGAAAAACGAGAUUCGAAGGUGGGGGAUAAAAAGAAAGAGUCAUCUGCUGUCAAGGAGACUGUGAUUGACAAAGAACUGUUGCAGGCUUUCAGGUUUUUUGACCGAAAUCGAACUGGCUAUAUUAGGGUUGAGGACAUGAGGUUGAUUAUCCAUAACCUGGGGAAGUUUCUUUCUCACAGAGAUGUAAAGGAAAUUGUGCAAAGCGCUCUGUUAGAGAGUAACACCGGGAGAGAUGACCGCAUUCUUUAUGGCAAGCUGGUUAAAAUGGCCGAUAUUUCUUAGGUCGUUUUUGGUCUGGUCUGUUACUAGGCGUUAGUGCUCUUUCACAUGGAACCUUGCUUAUGUUAGGCUGUUGCUUUGGUGUUUUGUCCGAAUAAUGAAAAUCAUGUAAAAUGGUAUAGAGCGAUGUGAAAUUUGAUGGUCACUUUUUACUUGACCCUUUUUUAACAUGCUAAUAAUGGCUCAUCCCUCUUAAUUUACUUGUUUCUUAUUACUUGUAAA
Molecule: messenger RNA, 4538 nt
Organism: Mercurialis annua (annual mercury)
Lineage: Eukaryota; Viridiplantae; Streptophyta; Magnoliopsida; Malpighiales; Euphorbiaceae
Product: protein SHORT ROOT IN SALT MEDIUM 1
Exons: 22
Coding region: 144-4319 (1391 amino acids)
Biological process (GO): regulation of DNA-templated transcription
Cellular component (GO): nucleus
Molecular function (GO): calcium ion binding
Source: RefSeq, a predicted model, not a curated record